Molecule: messenger RNA, 1633 nt
Organism: Dendrobium catenatum
Lineage: Eukaryota; Viridiplantae; Streptophyta; Magnoliopsida; Asparagales; Orchidaceae
Exons: 13
Coding region: 132-1292 (386 amino acids)
Molecular function (GO): epoxide hydrolase activity
Source: RefSeq, a predicted model, not a curated record
AUUUGCUGAGGAGCAGAUUCGCGCCGUCGUGCCAAGAACUUUGGAAUCGCGGAGAAGCCAGGGCCAGAUAAAUCCUAUCUACGUUCUAUCUUCAUUAACAGGUAGCCUUCAUCCUAGCUCUUGCCGUAACCAUGGCGGUGGCAGUGCUCAACACGGCCGCUGCUUUCUUCCCGCCCCGGGGUCCUCCGUGUCCCAGGAUCCGGCGGGAAUGCUUCGGAUUCAGAUGCAGGUCGAGUCAUAGUGACGAGGAGUUUUUGCAGGAGUAUUUGGUAGAUGCGCCAGUGUCGAUUGGAGAUGGAUUCUCUUUCAGUGGAGGCAAGUACGCGGAAGGGCCGAGUCGAUUUGAUGAGUGGUUUGCUCAGGGGAAGAUGGUAGACGCUCAUCCUGCAUAUUGCAGCAAAGGGAAAGCAAAAGACCCAAUAUUUGGUCUUACAAUGGGCCGCGGUUCACAAACCACUGAUGAUGUUUUCAGAUGGUUUUGUGUUGAAGCUGGAGACUCUUCUAACCCUUCGAUCAUUUUGAUUCAUGGUUUCCCAUCUCAGGCAUAUUCAUUUCGCAAAGUUCUUCCUGUUCUCUCUGAAGAAUAUCACGCCAUUGCUUUUGAUUGGCUCGGUUUUGGGUUUUCUGAUAAACCUCAACCAAGAUAUGGCUUCGAUUAUACCCUUGAUGAGUAUGUUUCAUCUUUGGGAUCUCUUAUUGAUGAGCUCAAAGCAGAUAAUCUAUCCCUUGUUGUACAGGGGUAUUUUUCUCCUGUUGUAGUCAAAUAUGCCAGUUAUCAUCAAGAGAAGAUCAGGAAUCUUAUACUUGUCAAUCCCCCACUGACAGAAGAACAUGCAAAUUUGCCACCAAACCUUUCAAUGUUCAGCACCUUCUUGCUGGGUGAGAUAUUUUCCCAGGAUCCUCUUAGAGCCAGUGAUAAAGCUCUGACCAGCUGUGGGCCAUACGUGAUGAAGGAGGAAGAUGCAAUGGUUUAUAGAAGGCCAUACCUUACAUCUGGUUCUUCAGGUUUUGCACUAAACGCAGUCAGCAAAGCGAUGAAGAAAGAUCUCAAGCGUUAUGUUGAAUACAUGAGAGAAAUAAUAGCUAGCAGCUCCUGGAAAAUUAACACUGCAGUGUGUUGGGGUUUAAGAGAUCGGUGGUUGAGCUAUAAAGGCAUUGAAGAUUUCUGCAAGCCCUUAAAUCUUAAAUUAGUAGAACUGCCAAAGGCUGGCCAUCAUGUACAAGAAGAUUCUGGAGAAGAGCUUGGGACAAUAAUAGCCGAAAUCAUAGGCAAAAGGAAUGUAAAUUUUUAGCCCUGUACCCGACACAUUCUUUUCUUGUAUCAAAUGAAAGAAAAGGAGAUGAUUACCAAGACAUCCGUAGUAAAAUUUCAUCAUCAAUCCCUUUUUUUAUCUUAUACAGUAGUCACACAGAAAUGCAAAGUAUAAUUUGCCUAUCUGCAAAAACAUGUUUUAUAUCUAACGAGUUUCACUGCUUGUGAGUUGAUUUUUGGAUUGGCAAAUAAAUCCAAGCAAUAGGGGAAAACACAUUAGCAUGAGCUUGUGACUUAGAACAUUAAGGCUCUGUUUGGUAAACUUGUUUUUGUAUUCUGUAGCACAAGUUGAUAUGCCUAAUUUUGUCAAUCUUCCAUUGA